AUGAGUGCCGAGUACAGUCAAGCCAAUGGCUUGCCGCUCCGCGCCCCGCGCGACCUCUGCGCACGCCCGCACCCGCCAAUCUCCGCCCGCCAGGAGGCGCCCCCCGCACCAUUGGCUGCCACGUCCGUCUGUCAGGCUCCGUCCCACCCACCUCCCCCCGUCAGCCCCGCUCCAGCCAGCUCCACUCCCUGUCACCGGGGCGGCGGCGCUAACGAGGGCGCGGUGGCCCUGCCCCAUGCCAAGACCCUCGCCGCCUGCCUGACCGGAGCGGAGCCUCCCAAAUCCUGCUGGACCCGGCGGCUGCGCAAGCCUACCUGUCUCCGGCUCAGCUCCACCCGAAUGAGGCGCCGACACCCCACUCCGGGGCACCAAACUCUCGGCCCCGCCUCAGCGUGUGGCGUCAGCACGCCGCCCCUCCCUGAGACGAGUGGGGCCGCCCCUACCUCGUCUGUCUGGAGCCCCACCCAGGUGAGGCCUCCACCCCGAGGUCAUGGCUUCCAAAGGCUCGGUGAGCCCCUAUUCCAGGCGGCACCGAAUGUGCCUGAGGCUCCUACACGAUUUCUCACACCGGUAUCCGCCUACUCGGAGUCUCGUGAACGGUCUGUCGGUCCGGGAACUCCGGCUUUCCUUUCCACGGUGGACCCCGAGUUCGGAAGCCUACAUCGACCCAAUCUUCCGGAUACGGGACUCAAGCCCCGGCGCAGGCUGACGGGAGAAGCCGCUUUUUGGUUGUUGACGGAACCCACUACGCCUCCAGAGAGAGGAAGGGACCAGCCAGUCUCCGGGCGUCCUGCGUUUGCGCACUCUCCCCUCGGCCCUGUAACUUGGCUUAAAGGACGCGAGCGGGGCUGGGGCGGGGCGGGGCGGAGCGGACGCAGAGCGGGAGUCACCGCGCAAGCGCAUCCUGCGCCUGGUCUGUCUGCGUCGUCAAGGAGUGGGGCGCAGGUGCGCGCAUGCGCACUGGGCAGAGGGCGCGCGUUGGCAGGUGUCUCGGCUGGGCGUCGGCGGGCAAUGGGGUUGCCGGCGUUGCUGCUCCUUGCUCUGUGCGCGGCAAGCGCCCGGGGGCUUUAUUUCCACAUCGGCGAGACCGAAAAGCGCUGCUUCAUCGAGGAAAUCCCCGACGAGACCAUGGUCAUCGGGAACUACCGCACCCAAAUGUGGGAUAAACAGAAGGAGGUCUUCCUGCCCUCGACCCCCGGCCUGGGCAUGCAUGUGGAGGUGAAGGAUCCUGAAGGCAAGGUGGUGCUCUCCCGGCAGUACGGCUCAGAGGGCCGCUUCACCUUCACUUCCCACACUCCCGGUGACCAUCAGAUCUGCCUGCACUCCAACUCUACCAGGAUGGCUCUCUUUGCUGGAGGCAGAUUGCGUGUGCACCUAGACAUCCAGGUUGGGGAGCAUGCCAACAACUACCCUGAGAUUGCUGCCAAGGAUAAGCUGACGGAGUUGCAGCUCCGAGCCCGCCAGCUGCUUGAUCAGGUGGAGCAGAUCCAGAAGGAGCAGGAUUACCAAAGGUAUCGUGAAGAGCGCUUCCGUCUGAUCAGUGAGAGCACCAACCAGCGGGUCCUGUGGUGGUCCAUCGCUCAGACUGUCAUCCUCAUCCUCACUGGCAUCUGGCAGAUGCGUCACCUCAAGAGCUUCUUUGAGGCCAAGAAGCUGGUGUAGUGUCCUCACCACGUGACCCUUUCCUGUCACCUCAAUUAUUUGGUACUUUCCCCACCCAAUAUCUUAUCCACCUGGAUUCUGAGGGAAAAAAAAAGUGAAAAAAGAAUAUAAGCCACAUUGGUUCCAUGGCAACAAAGCAUUCAGAUCAGCCACUUGUUAACACUGGUUUUCAAGGACACAGGACACUGGUCCAGGCUUUCAAAGAUCUGUCUUGGGGUUUGUGCAGAGCUGGAACUGACCCAGGACUAAGUCUUCUUUUGCAUCCAGUGAUUUCCCCUCUUUCUCAUAAAAUAAGCAAAUGAAAAACCCUCCUACGCCUUUAACCUUUCCCUUCAUCUACUUACGAAGUAGGCAACCAAAAUGCUCCACCAAGGCCUGCCUCACUGCUCUGCUCUCAGUCCUGGGUUCACUCAGCAGCUCUGUGAAUGUAAAUAGGGCCAAAGGCCCCAGAGAAUUGAAAAGUUUUUCUAUAUAUUAGAACUAUUUUUUGAUAAAAUUAUAUAUUUUCCUUCCUAGUUGAAGUGUUACUGCCUUUGUGUGACUAGCUGAAAACACCGGUGCAGUCCCUUCUGCAUUGUUUAUGCACACAUCCUUGAUAACUAACGACCAUGGCAGCUCCCAGGACUUCAGCUCUCAGGGCCAGAGAGCAGCUGCUCUCAAGGCCUGAUCAGAGGGCCAGGCAGAGAAUUCUCCAGGACACCUGUGGUUUCCAUCACACAGGGCCUGAAUUCAAGAGUGAGGCAGUGACAGAGCUCACACAAGGCAGGACACUGUUACCCUCCCGUUUCCCUUAACUUUUAUUUAAGCUGUGGUAAAUGUUUUCCUCGCGGGAACCAGAUUUGGUUCUUUAUACAGAUUUUUCCAGUGAAAUAAAACGUGUUGUAGUA
Messenger RNA from Cervus elaphus (red deer), 2549 nucleotides. It is a transcript of the gene TMED4, whose product is annotated as transmembrane p24 trafficking protein 4. Gene Ontology annotation, biological process: endoplasmic reticulum to Golgi vesicle-mediated transport; positive regulation of canonical NF-kappaB signal transduction; Golgi organization. The record is from RefSeq and is a predicted model, not a curated record. The transcript is spliced from 8 exons. Gene Ontology annotation, cellular component: endoplasmic reticulum-Golgi intermediate compartment; endoplasmic reticulum; COPII-coated ER to Golgi transport vesicle. Bases 1 to 1662 code for a protein of 553 amino acids. NCBI's taxonomy places the organism in Eukaryota, Metazoa, Chordata, Mammalia, Artiodactyla, Cervidae.